This is a messenger RNA of Spea bombifrons (plains spadefoot toad), 2588 nucleotides long. It is a transcript of the gene ISL1, whose product is annotated as ISL LIM homeobox 1. The record is from RefSeq and is a predicted model, not a curated record. The transcript has 6 exons. Lineage: Eukaryota; Metazoa; Chordata; Amphibia; Anura; Pelobatidae. Gene Ontology annotation, biological process: positive regulation of transcription by RNA polymerase II; axonogenesis; neuron fate specification. Gene Ontology annotation, molecular function: cis-regulatory region sequence-specific DNA binding; DNA-binding transcription factor activity, RNA polymerase II-specific. Gene Ontology annotation, cellular component: nucleus. Bases 228 to 1292 code for a protein of 354 amino acids.
UAAGAGAUAAGAAAGAGAGUGCCCGAUCAGCAGUGACUCCCACACUACGGCUCCUCCGAGGAAACUGGACUGAUCUGCAGAAGGAAGGGGGAUACAAUCACUCAGCAAGGACAGCAGCAGCUCCUCAUCCAGGGCUAAGACUGCACUAAGGCAUAAACAUUUCACUGUCUCUGGGGAUACACUAAGCUGACACCAUUUCACUGUGGACAUUGCACCCACUUACAGAUAUGGGUGAUAUGGGAGACCCACCAAAAAAAAAGCGCCUGAUUUCCCUGUGUGUUGGCUGCGGUAAUCAGAUUCACGAUCAGUACAUACUGCGAGUUUCCCCGGAUCUGGAAUGGCAUGCAGCCUGUCUCAAAUGUGCAGAGUGCAAUCAGUAUCUGGAUGAGACUUGUACUUGCUUUGUUAGGGAUGGCAAAACCUAUUGUAAAAGAGACUAUAUCAGGUUAUAUGGAAUCAAGUGUGCUAAGUGUAAUAUCGGCUUCAGUAAGAAUGACUUUGUAAUGAGGGCCCGUUCCAAGGUGUAUCACAUCGAAUGUUUCCGAUGCGUGGCUUGCAGUCGCCAACUCAUCCCGGGGGACGAAUUCGCUUUACGGGAAGAUGGUCUCUUCUGCCGGGCGGACCACGACGUGGUGGAAAGGGCCAGUUUGGGGGGCAGCGACCCUCUCAGUCCCCUACACCCAGCAAGACCCCUACAGAUGGCAGCAGAACCAAUUUCUGCCCGGCAGCCUGCCCUCAGACCCCACGUCCACAAACAGCCAGAGAAGACCACCCGGGUCCGAACAGUGCUUAAUGAAAAACAGCUUCACACCUUAAGGACCUGCUAUGCUGCCAACCCCAGGCCUGAUGCUCUAAUGAAGGAGCAGCUAGUGGAAAUGACUGGCCUUAGUCCCAGGGUCAUCAGAGUCUGGUUUCAAAACAAGAGGUGCAAGGACAAAAAAAGAAGCAUUAUGAUGAAGCAGCUCCAGCAGCAGCAACCCAACGACAAAACUAAUAUUCAAGGGAUGACAGGGACCCCUAUGGUGGCUUCCAGUCCCGAAAGACACGAUGGAGGUUUACAGGCGAACCCUGUGGAGGUCCAGAGUUACCAGCCUCCCUGGAAGGUCCUGAGUGACUUUGCAUUACAGAGUGACAUUGAUCAACCUGCUUUCCAACAACUGACCUGUUUCUCACAGGUUAAUUUUUCAGAAGGAGGACCAGGAUCUAAUUCCACGGGAAGUGAAGUGGCAUCUAUGUCUUCACAGCUACCGGACACUCCUAACAGCAUGGUAGCCAGUCCUAUUGAGGCAUGAGGAGUAUGGACUAUGUGGUUUCCACCAAUAUUGCUGGAAUAACGGGACGAAUAUAGGUUUGGACUUCAUCAAAGUAUUUAACAACCUAGCUGAUGAUAGGAAACCCAACAAGAUGCACGGAGACCAUCUGGAGAAGAUGGUAUGGUAGCAACACUGUGAAGACAAUCAUGGGAUAUUACUAGAAUUAAAUGACAUCCAACAUCUAAAGAAUGGUCCUAGGAAUUUUGUAAGAACAUGAUAUGGCAAAAAAGGAUGGUUUAUAUCUGAGGAUCUCUAAAAAAAAAUCGGAUUAAUAAUUGUCCCUUAGAACAUCUCAAGACACACCACAAUGGAGAGAUACCAAGAAAGAUCGUCUUAAUUCGAAUGGUGCUGCUUAUCUGCCUAACAUCAUUCAAUCAUUGCAUUGCCAAACAGGAGCUAGAAAGGUUUUGAGACCAGUCCAGACUGUAUCCCAACUAAUGGACAAAGACUUGGAGGUAUCACUUGAGGAUUAGACCUGGAAGCCUUCUCAAAUUGGUUUGCAAUGUUUUAAACUGUUAACAAUGGGAGCUGCUGAAAUCAUAGCAUGUGACUGUUUUUCGAGAUCCUCCUAUCUUUCUCAUUAAGUCUAAAAAUUGAAACCUAAAUAAAAAAAGGCAUCUAAAGACAAGGCUUUUUUUCCCCAAAUACAUUUUUCCCCAAACCAACUCUAGAAAGCAUUGCAACAACAAGGUAUACCUCUUGCCACAGAUUUCUCUGGAUUGUGUGUGAUUCUUGUCCAUCCAAGAACUUUCUCCCCCAAAGAUGUGUAUAGUUAUUGGUUCAAACGACUGUUUUCUCUCUGGAAAUAAAGAGACAAAAAAGGAAAACAUUUUUUGUUUGCUCUUGCAUUGCAAAAAUUAUAAAGUAAUUUAUUAUUUAUUGUCGAAAGACUUGCCACUUUUCAUGUUAUUUGACUAUAUUUUUUUGUUUGCUGAAGUAAAAAAAAAAAAAUCAAGAAAAAAAAGGUUGUAUUGUGGUCUCUGAAUUUUAUGUCUUAAGUCGCUUGUGUCUUAUGUGUCUUCCCAUUGUGCAAAAUAAAAAGCCAUGUUUAGAAAUGUAACUGAACAGGCUAUGAUCAUGGGGUUUUAACUUGAGAAGGGUUCUUGAAAUCUUUUACUAAAUAAACCCCUCAUAUGCCCCCUGUAAUUGUAAUUCAGUCAGGGAAUAUAUUAAAGGCACAUGUUUCUAAGACACAAGCAGCAACACAGCACUAAAUGUCUUUAAAAGAAAUAUAUUUACAGUUGUAAGAAAUUCAAAAUAAAUUAUGUUCCAAAA